UCGCUUCUGAUUGGUUAUGGAGGCUGGGUGAGGCUCACGCUGUGGAAUCAUGUCCUCUCCUCAAACUCAGACGGAGUUUUCUCCUCUUCUUUACACUCGUUUCUUGUCUUCCUCUGCGCAAACUUGAAAGAAAGACGACGUGCUAACUCGGAGUGUGAACAGCUUUAACAUGGUGUCGAUAAGAGACAUGUAAAGGACAGGACGAGAGAGAGAGAGUUAGUUCAGAUGAGUCGACUCCAGUCCUGGAUUUUUCUUUGCAGAAAGUAAAUGUUGAGUCCCAGCGUGUGCACCAGGACUUUCCAUAUCACACACUUCCAUCAGCUACCUCUUCAAAUUAAGAAGCAUCAUGAUGGCCUUAAUGUGCCUCAGCCUGUCAUCUCUGCUUGCCCUGGUCACAGCAGGAGGAGUAAGGAACUGCCACCCGAAAUGCCGCUGCGAGGUGGAGAGCUACGGCCUGUUUGACAGCUUCAGCCUUACCAAAGUGGACUGCAGUGGGCUCGGACCGGAUGCCACUCCCAUCCCCAUUCCUCUAGACACGUCCCACUUGGACCUGUCCCACAACUCCAUUAGCUACAUCACAGACUCUAUGCUGUCAGGACCCGGAUACACGACUCUGGUCAGCUUGGAUCUCAGCAAGAACUUGAUAUCAAGAGUGAGCUCCAAGGCCUUUAACAAACUGCGCUACCUGGAGACUCUGGAUCUCAGCCAGAAUGUUCUAGAGAAUCUCAGCGAUGGAUGUUUCUCUGGGCUUCCUUUGGCCGAGGUGGAUCUCAGCGACAACGAGUUCCGUGAAUUUGACCUAAAUGUGUUCAAGACACGAGGCCAGGAAACCCCUAUCAGCGUAGAUCUUUCUUAUAACCUUCUCAGCAUGGUUUCGUGUAACCCUCACCUCCAUGCUCCAUUCAUCAAGAGCCUGUUGCUGGCAGGCAAUCAGCUCAGGACAGUGCCCAGACUUGCAGGAAUUCCCUUGCAGUAUUUGAGUCUGGAUGGAAAUCUCAUCCAAAGCAUAGAUGAAGGAGCCUUUGAGGAGCUGACGGAUCUCCUCUAUCUCUCUCUCAGCGGCCUCCCCGAGCUGUCAGUGAUCCAUCCCAACAGCUUCAGAGGCCUGAGGAAUCUCCAAGUCUUGGACCUUUCAAACAAUGUCCAGCUCAAGGCUUUGAAUCCAGAUGUGUUUGAAGGACUGAGCGCUUUACAGGAGCUCAAUCUGUCCAAAUCGGUGGCCACUCCGUUACCUGUGGCCAUAUUUAACCACAUGCCGAGUAUUAAAAGUGCGACUCUGGGGCCAAAUAUGCAUUGCUGGAAAACACACAAGCAAGAACAGUUUCAUAGGCAGAUAGGACAAGCGAAAGCAAACGAGAUUAUGACUUGUGAUGUUCCAGGAAUCAUAUUGUAACAAAAAACAAUGCUUGAAAAGUCAGUAAAAAUUAUAUUUUUAUUUUCGUGCCUUAUUUCUCUGAGACUGAUAUUUUUAUUUUGGCCUCAUUUAUCAAUCUGAAAUUAUUUUCCUAAAUAAAACCAAAUUA
This is a messenger RNA of Tachysurus fulvidraco (yellow catfish), 1523 nucleotides long. RefSeq names its product tsukushi small leucine rich proteoglycan homolog (Xenopus laevis) (gene tsku). Bases 347 to 1393 code for a protein of 348 amino acids. NCBI's taxonomy places the organism in Eukaryota, Metazoa, Chordata, Actinopteri, Siluriformes, Bagridae. Gene Ontology annotation, molecular function: protein binding. The record is from RefSeq and is a predicted model, not a curated record. The transcript is spliced from 3 exons.